Molecule: messenger RNA, 2913 nt
Organism: Lachancea dasiensis
Lineage: Eukaryota; Fungi; Ascomycota; Saccharomycetes; Saccharomycetales; Saccharomycetaceae
Source: the annotation of a GenBank genome assembly
AUGGGCACCACUUUUCAACAGUCAGCAUUUACGCUGGUUUACGAUCCUAGCCCGAGUUUUGUCGGGUACACUAAUGCGGAGUUGCAAAAAUCGCUUGAAAAGGGUUCUGAUGAAGAAAAGGUUAGUACCAUGAAAAGAAUGCUUGUCAUGAUGCUCGACGGUAACCCCUUACCAGAUAUGUUAAUGCACGUAAUUCGCUUUGUGAUGCCUUCGAAAAACAAACAGUUGAAGAAGCUGCUUUAUUUCUACUGGGAGAUUGUCCCAAAAUUGGAUGCCGAGGGUAAGCUCAAACAAGAAAUGAUUUUAGUUUGCAACGCGAUCCAGCACGAUCUUCAACACCCCAACGAGUACAUUCGUGGGAAUACUUUGCGUUUUUUGACAAAACUACGUGAGGCUGAUUUGCUCGAGCAAAUGGUCCCCGCUGUCCGUCAAUGCCUUGAGUACCGUCAUGCGUAUAUUCGCAAGUAUGCAAUUCUGGCCGUCUACUCGAUCUACAAAGUUAGCGAACACUUAAUUCCCGACGCAUGCGAUAUCAUCAAUUCGUUUUUGGUGGCGGAAACUGAUCCGAUUUGCAAGAGAAAUGCAUUUUUGGGGUUGGCGGAACUUGACAGAGAGUCCGCACUCAGCUACUUGCAAGACAACCUUGCAUCUAUUGAAAGUCUUGACUCACUUCUCCAGGGUGCCUUCAUUGACUUUAUUCGCAAGGAUGCCAUCCAGACACCAUCUCUUAAGCCUCAAUAUGUGGACUUAUUGCAGGAUUUGCUUGCCGCAACUACAUCUCAUGAAGUGAUCUUCGAAGCGUCUUUGGCUUUGACAGUAUUAACCAAUGACCCCGAAGAGUUACGCCAAGUGGCUUCGAAACUCAUCGACGUCGCCGUGAAGGAAUCGGAUAACAAUACCAAAUUAAUCGUACUUGAAAGAAUUCAGGAUGUGCAUAAAAGAGCUCCUGGAUAUUUGGAAGAUCUAGCCUUGGACAUCUUGCGAGUAUUGAGUGCUCAAGAUUUGGAUGUUAGAUCUAGAGCCUUGGAUAUUGCACUAGAGUUGGUGUCAUCAAGAAAUGUAGAUGACGUUAUAAAGCUUCUCAAGAAAGAAUUGCAGAUAACGAUUACAAAUGCCCACAACGAUGAAAAGUCCACUGAUUAUAGACAAAUUCUUAUUGAGAAUAUUCAUAAGGUUGCAAUUAGAUUCGUGGAGGUUUCAGCAGAUGUUGUGUCACUCUUCUUAGAGUUUGUUGGUAACUUGAGCUCUAGCGCUGCGAGCGGCGUUAUCUCGUUCAUUAAAGAAGUGAUUGAAAAAUACCCUCAACUAAGGAAGGAAAUUUUACAGCAUUUGAUCGGUGCUCUUCCCUAUAUAUCUUCAGCCAAAGCUUACCGAGGAGCUCUGUGGAUUUUGGGAGAGUAUUCGUUAGAUGCUAAUGAUGUCCAGAGCUCUUGGAAGCACAUUCGCAGUAGCAUAGGCGAACUGCCCAUUGUACAGUCAGAAUCCAAGGAGCGUGAAGGUGAAUCGGAAGCAGACGACGUGGCUACGGAGGGACCCACCCCAGCCGGACCUGUCGUUUUGCCAGACGGGACGUACGCGACAGAAUCUGCUUUUUCGUCUGCACCAGUCACCUUGACCAACGAAGAAAAAGAAUCCAAGCCAGCUCUUCGCCGCUUUGUUCUCAGUGGUGACUUUUACACUGCUUCAGUUUUGGCAACAACUAUUGUGAAAUGCGUUUUAAGAUUCGAAAAGGCCUCUAGCGACAGUUCUGUCCUAAAUGCGCUAAAAGCGGAGGCUAUGUUAAUUCUUGUCAGCAUCUUAAGAGCAGGUCAAAGCUCUUUGGUCGAAAAGAAAAUAGAUGAGGACAGCUCCGAAAGAAUUUUAAUUUCAUUGUCGAUUUUAAUGGAUGAUCAGGCUUCUGAGCAUGCCGAUAGUCGAAAGCUUUUGGAAAUGGCUUAUUUGGAAGCCACAAAAAAUUCGUUUGAAUCAAAGAUUGCCAGCGCCAAGCGCGAGUCUGCCAAAAAGUCUGCAUCUGCUCUGGCUAACAACGCUGAACCAAUUGACAAAGCGAUAAUGUUUAGACAAUUCGCCGCAAAGGAUGUACACAAUACUGCUGUUGACACUAUCAAUGAAGAUCUUGAAAUGGCGAUUACAGGUCAGUCACAAAGCUUCAGAGCGUCCACCUCAUUAAUGUCUAAACUGAGAAAAGUGGUUCCCCUCACAGGAUUUUCAGACCCAGUCUAUGCAGAAGCCUACAUUACUAACCAUCAAUUUGACGUCGUGAUCGAUGUGCUACUGGUCAAUCAGACUAAAGAAACGUUGAAGAACUUGCACGUCCAGUUCGCCACAUUAGGGGAUUUAAAGAUCAUAGACAAUCCACCAAGCACCAAUGUUGUUGCCCAUGGCUUCCAUAAGUUGACAGUCACUGUUAAAGUAUCUUCUGCCGAUACAGGUGUCAUUUUUGGCAAUAUCAUUUAUGAUGGUGGACAUGGUGAGGAUUCUCGAUAUGUCAUUAUGAAUGACAUUCACGUUGAUAUAAUGGACUACAUUAAGCCGGCUAAAACGGACGAAGCGACGUUCCGCAAAAUGUGGAAUGCAUUUGAGUGGGAAAAUAAGAUCACGGUGAAGUCUAAGCUCCCAACGUUGCACGCGUACCUUGACGAACUGGUGAAGGGUACCAAGAUGGGAAUCCUAACUACCGAAGAAGCUCUAGGCGAGAAAGACUGCAGAUUUUUGAGCUGCAACCUAUAUUCUAAGUCUACGUUUGGAGAGGAUGCGUUAGCCAAUUUGUGCAUUGAGAAAGAUCCCGUGUCUGGCGACGUUGUUGGCAAUGUUCGUAUUCGUUCCAAGGGUCAAGGAUUAGCUCUUUCGUUGGGAGACAGAGUGGCAUUGAUAGCCAGACAGGUGAACAAGGUAAAAUUGAAUCACGUUUAG